AUGGAGGAAGAUGGUACCGAGUCUCUCACAACGGGUGCUAGAAGCAGCUACGACAAGUCCACAGGGAACACUCCUGGAAGCCAAUCGGAGAAUCCUAGGCGUAGGCGCGGUCGUGGCAUCGUGACACCCAACGCUUGUACAGAAUGCCGAUUGAAGCGGGCAAAGUGUGAUGGGCAGAACCCAUGCAGUCGCUGCAAGUCUUCUGCCGUUGAGUGUAUAUACGAGGCUCCAUUGCGGCAGUCAAAAGAUGAACUUCGAACGGAAAUUGAGCAGUUGCGCCAACGUCUGGAUACAAGUAGUCGUGUAAUCUCAGCGUUGGCCCAUCCGGAACUCUCCAACAAUAUUUUGACGCGUCUAUGGGCGGGAGAUUCAGUCCAAACCAUAUACGAGGUAAUAAACAACAGCAACGUGGACAACCAGCUGAGCGGCCUCGGGCUCCAAGAGCGCCAGUCUUUUGACUUGCAGAAUGAAACACAUGAUUAUAAUGCGAGGAAUGUUCAAGCACGCAAUUGGGAGAGACAUGCUGCAGCGAUGUCAAGCCCUGCAGGCGUAAUUUCAGUGCCGAAUGUGAUGCGUCAGACUACCGCUCAAGGCGUGCAUUCGUCCCGUGAACGCAAUUCUGUUUUGUGGCCGUUGGGAGAACCAACGACGGAACUUACUGCGUCAUGGAUGACGGUUACCAGCGAUACAGAUCUAAUACAGCAUUUGCUGGCAUUGUACUUUUGUUGGGAAUAUCCCACAUUUGCAUCACUGAGCAAGGAGCACUAUCUCAGAGAUUUCCAUGACGGGCGAAAAAGAGAGUGUCAAAGACUGUACCUUGGCGAGGCAGAUCAUCAUUCAAUAACCACGGUCCAGGCAUUGGGAAUAAUGUCCAUUCGAGAAGCGAGCUGCGGUCGAAUCUCCAUGAGCGAGUAUUAUUCCGGCCAAUGUAUGCGGUUGGCUAUUGAGAUGGGCCUUCAUCGGGACCAUGAUCCCGACUCACAGGAGGACGAGGACCAAGAGCAUCGUACUGUUAGAUUGGCCACUCUUUGGGGUGCUUUCACACUAGAUAAUGCUCUGUCCUUUGCUGGCUCGUUGCCAAUGACGUCGUAUAUGCCAUCGCUGCCGCCUAAGCCUCCCAUCGUAGAAAUAAUAGAGCAGCACCCUUGGAUUCCUUAUACAGAUAAUGGGGUACCCUUGACUCUGCCGUGCCAGCAGGCAUCGAAUGAGCGAUCAGUCUUCAUGUUAUUCUGUCAGCUAAGCGAACUCGCUCACGAAUGCCUGUAUCUUGUACACAGCCCUGCGGGAUCUUUAACCGCGGAGAAUAUGCUACGGCUGUACACAAAAUAUUUGGUCUGGUACGACAAACUACCAGAGACUUUGCGGCUCGGCCGGAAUUACACUCCAUACGUGCUCUUUGUUCACAUGUACUAUCAUUUCACUAUCAUAUUACUAUUUUGGCCUUUCAAGGGACUAGAAAUUCUCGGAACCGCGUUGUUACCGCGAAAUAUUUGUGCCGAGGCCGCAGACGCAAUUGGCUCUCUGGUCAAGUCGUAUGCCAGACUAUACACACUACAAAGGACGCCCUCUUUUGUGCCAUAUUUUGUGCUAACGGCCGCUAUUGUGCACCUCGCCAGCAAUAUCAGUAUCACCUACGCUAGUCCUAUUACUGCCGAGCGGGAGGGCCCCGAGUCUGCAAAACGAACGGGCUUCUCGGCUUUGGGAGAUCUGAAAGAAGAUGUCACGGCCCUCGAAGAAAUGGCACAAUGUCACCCUUUUGCCAGGAAAGCCUUGAGCAUACUGUCCUACCUUACUCAAGCGUGGAAAGUCGAUAUAGAAGUCGAGGUGGGAGACAUUUCCCUCCAAGAAUGCAUUGAAAUCUGCCGACCUCAAACCUCGUUGAUGUCAAUGUUGCAACUACUUCAUUUCUUCAUGUCACUGGGGAGUAUCCAACGGAGCCUGAUGAACGGCAAUCGCAAUCACAAUCGCAAGGAGAUUGUUGGACGUAUAUGA
This is a messenger RNA of Metarhizium acridum CQMa 102, 1992 nucleotides long. RefSeq lists its product as uncharacterized. The record is from RefSeq and is a predicted model, not a curated record. Gene Ontology annotation, biological process: DNA-templated transcription. Gene Ontology annotation, molecular function: zinc ion binding; DNA binding. Lineage: Eukaryota; Fungi; Ascomycota; Sordariomycetes; Hypocreales; Clavicipitaceae.